AUGGAGGAAGCGGCGACAUUGAGGUCAACCAAUCAAAACCCAGUCCAUAGGCCCUCUGAGAAAGCCCGGGACCCUGGAGAAACUAAGCGCGAUCGCGAGCCCCGGCGGAAGAGCCAGGAUGAGAAAAAGCAAAAACGGAAGAAGUUCGAUAGCUACACCCCCCUGAACUCUUCCCUCUCCCGCAUCUUGCGGGAGAGAGCCUCCACCGACCUCAGGGACAAGGCCCCCCCACUACUCACUCGGGGGGAUAAGCUGGAUUCAAAAAGGUUCUGCGAAUUCCAUGACAGCCCCGGCCAUAACACAGACGAGUGUCUGAACCUGAAGUACAAAGUAGAAGAACUAGUCAGAAUCGGAAGAUUGUCAAAGUACGUCGCUCUCUCCUCAGGCGACCUCCCUCGUCCGCCCAGAGCCCGGGCCCGAACUCCGCCCAGGAACCGAGCCCGAACACCCCCUCGGGCGAGGAGCCCUCAUCGUCGCCGAAGUCCCGACCGACGCAGGAGCCCCGAUCGUCGUAGAAGUCCAGGUCGACGCCGAUCUCCAGAUUGGCGGGACCAAGAUGAAGUAUGA
Lotus japonicus is the source of this 567-nucleotide messenger RNA. RefSeq lists its product as uncharacterized. The record is from RefSeq and is a predicted model, not a curated record. Lineage: Eukaryota; Viridiplantae; Streptophyta; Magnoliopsida; Fabales; Fabaceae. Bases 1 to 567 code for a protein of 188 amino acids. The transcript has a single exon.